This is a messenger RNA of Chara braunii, 1469 nucleotides long. NCBI's taxonomy places the organism in Eukaryota, Viridiplantae, Streptophyta, Charophyceae, Charales, Characeae. The record is from the annotation of a GenBank genome assembly.
AUGGGGAGGCCAAACGCAUGGACACUGAUACAGAUUGGUCGAGUGAUGACGCCCCUGACCAUUUGUCAGUGUUUUGUGUUUUGGUGGUUGGUGAUGGAUGCAAGAAAUACCCAGUAUUACGCACCCAUCUGUGGUCCUUCAAGUGAUCGUACGAUGAACGCAUUGGACGACAAAAUGGUGGAUGUCGGCAUUGGCUCUUCAUCUGCAUCGUCCAAACCGGACAUGAUGAAAUUAAAAAAUGCAAUUCACCGCUCUCUGCAGAAAGGCGGGUUUGGGGCACAGUUCGUGCUCAAAGAAGAGAAAGCCAGCUCUGCCCAAUGUUGGCUGAGAUUUGCCCAUGUCUGUCACACGGACGGAACGCCUGUGAAGGAGUUUGACUCAGGUUAUGUGGCUUGUACGAAGUGUCACGUGGUUUACACAUACGAAAUGCGUCAUGGUACAAGCUCACUGAACGGCCACAGAUGUCGGCUAGUGGCAGCCAAUGCCGGCGCAAUGCGUCUAUUUGCGACAACGGUCCAACCGACCACGUCACAAAAGAGACAAGUUGCAAGGGCAGCUAUGAUGAUGUGUUGUGAGGAUCUGAGACCAUUUUCGAUCGUAGAGGACGCAGGGUUCCGUUGCUACUCGCAAGUUCUUCUUGACAUCGGGAUCAGUGUCGGUAGGGGCAUGAAGGUAGAUGAUUUGAUUCCCUCACGCUUCACAGUCAAGCAUCAGGUGAUAGGCAAUGCAGAAUCACUCCAUGAUGUUGUCAAAGCAAAGUUUAAAGAACACUUUGCCGAAAAAAUGCAUGCAGGGUUCACAGUUGACCUGUGGACCGACUCGAUUAAGAGAACAUCUUUCAUGUCCAUCACGAGCCACUAUAUCGACAACGCUUUCAAACAGCACGUACGAACACUUCAAGUGCCGCCAUUGCACGAUGAAUCACAUAUCGCUGUCCGUGUCCUAAAAGCGUUUAAGGAGUGUAUUCAGGAAUUCGGGUGUGAUGAAAAUGAAAGGUGUGUAGUGUGUUCGGAUAGUGGAUUGAACAUGUGCGGUGGUGAGGGUAUUCAGACUAAUUUGAAAUGGUUGUCGUGCAGCGAUCACAAGAUUGCGACGGUGUUGACCACUGUCCUCAACAAGACCACAACCACGACAAACGGAAUCAAGUCAGCACCAUUUUACAAAUUCGAGGACGCCGGACCAGAGGUAUUUGAGCUCAUUGAUAAUUGCAAGGAACUCGUUCGACACGUCAAGCAGUCGAACCUGCAAAGGGCGUUGAAAAAUACGCUCAAGCAGGAGAACGCGACAAGAUGGAAUUCGUUAUUGCGUAUGCUCAAGAGUGUCAGUAGAAGUUAUGAGGAAGUUUCGAAUCUCUUGUUGAACAAAGGUGGGACGAGAGCUGUUUUGAUUGCAUAAAUCAACAGGGAGUUAUUAGAGGAACUAAUACAUUUCCUUGAUCAUUUUGAAGAGGCAACUUUAAAACUUGAGAG